This is a messenger RNA of Cydia pomonella (codling moth), 1065 nucleotides long. RefSeq lists its product as uncharacterized. The transcript is spliced from 3 exons. Bases 35 to 457 code for a protein of 140 amino acids. NCBI's taxonomy places the organism in Eukaryota, Metazoa, Arthropoda, Insecta, Lepidoptera, Tortricidae. The record is from RefSeq and is a predicted model, not a curated record.
GCGUCGCCAGCGCGCAAUCCCCGCCGCCGCCGCCAUGUCGCCGCUCGCCCGCUUGCUGCUCGCGCUCGCCGCGCUCUUCGUCGCCGUUGACACAAGUGUCUGGGAUCCUUACGGACACGAACAGGGCUGUGCUGGAUUUAACAUGGCGGUUAUUGUUGCUGUCGAGCCCCAGCAGCAAGUAAAAUUUGACAUAACAGUCCCUACAAAUGAAAACGUACACAAUAUACCCGACAAUUGCUCCAAAAUCGGUGGCGUAGUUCAGUUCCAGAAAGUGGAAGUAUGCAACGCUUACAGAGGUCUGACGUCAUCACCAAGAAAAGCACCUAAAGUCAAUUAUAUGGGAGAAAAUACCUUAUCACCAAUAUAUGCGUCUUGCGAAGGCGCUGCCGAGUGCGGGCCUCUUGUGAUCCAUGUUAACCAGGCAUGCAACCCCAGGCCUCUUAUUGCACACCUUUGAACAUACCAGUCACCCACAGACUACCUCAACUAUGCUAGACGGAGCACAUAAAAUAAUUGAGGUCACCACACAUAAGCGUUUCCGUAAAAUAUUAGUAUGGGAGAGCGAGCGCUUAUAUCCGUUAUCCAAAUAGUAAAUUGCGGAGAUCUUUAUCUUUUACUCUUACUAAGAUGUAAUUAGAGUGACAGGGAAAAAUACCCGCAAUUGACGAACUUCGAUUUUCGCGGUUAUAGCCCAGUAGGGCUAAACGGUCGGCUCUUUAUCAUUUGUCACCAUGCCUGUCACGUUCUAACAAGUAUGUAAGUGCGAAAGUGACAGGCAUAGUGCCUGCCUCUGCUGGUCUCGUGUUAAUUGAAAACAUUUGCAAGCUUUGGAGGUGUAUUUGCGCUGCUAUACUAUAAAAUGGCGUAGAAUAUAAUUCAAUUAUACUGCUCUUAUUUUAGCAUUUUACUAGUAAAUUUGUACUUAUGUGUGGUGACCAUUUUAAACGCUUUAUUAUGCGGUGUCUGUGUACUAAUCAUAUUGAUUUGGAGUUGAAAACUGUUUUUUGUGAAAGAUUUUCAUGUUUUUUGAAAAUAAAUAAUGAAUCAAUAAGUUAUGAAACGGAA